Molecule: messenger RNA, 2054 nt
Organism: Nasonia vitripennis (jewel wasp)
Lineage: Eukaryota; Metazoa; Arthropoda; Insecta; Hymenoptera; Pteromalidae
Gene: CYP4AB6
Product: cytochrome P450 4AB6
Exons: 13
Coding region: 167-1699 (510 amino acids)
Molecular function (GO): iron ion binding; heme binding; monooxygenase activity
Source: RefSeq, a predicted model, not a curated record
GGAAAACUGGUUUUGAUACUAAGAAAACGUUUCAGAAAUCAGUGGCAUUUCAAGUCUUGUAUUAGUUAGUCACAGCGACUAGCGCAGUGAAUUUUCAAACAUAUCGUACGAAUUAUUAGUGAUAAAGAAGCCAUUGUAAAGGGGAAUAAACGUAGAAGUGAAAAACAUGCUCAUCGAAACGAUUGUUGUGAUUUGCAUGCUUCUUUAUGCCUUUCACCAUUACACUAGAAAUGAUAGAAUAGGAAGGUAUGUUAAUAAAAUACCAGGGCCUCCUACCUGGCCAAUAGUCGGUAAUCUACCAGCUUUAUCUGCACCGCAUGAACAAUUAUGGCCAUUAGGAAUAAAAUGGGACAAACAGUAUUAUCCGAUUUACAAAAUUUGGACGACGCACAAAGCAGUCAUUGUUAUUCUCCAUCCUGACGAUGUCGAGACAUUGCUAACGAGUAUGGAGCACAUAGAGAAAAGUAUUAUGUACGAUAUGGUGCAUCCUUGGUUUGGAACAGGUUUAUUGACUAGUACAGGUGCCAAGUGGCAAAAGAGGAGAAAAAUAUUAACGCCAGCUUUCCAUUUUCAUGUUUUGCAAAAAUACUUUGAUAUAAUUGUAGAAAAUAACGAAAAGGUCAUGCAUUCUUUAAAAUCAAAUGGAUCCGUGAUAAAUAAUCUUGUGGAAUUAUUAACUUACUACACUUUGGAUGUUAUUUGCGAAACUGCUAUGGGGACGACACUGUUAGAUAAAGAGCAUCAGCAAAAGUAUCGAAAUGUCCUACAUGACGUGAGUAACGCUGUGAUUUAUAGGCUUAUGAGGCCAUGGUUUCAAGUCGAUUGGACUUUUCGCUGGACAAGUGUUGCAGAAAAGCAAAAGAAGGCUCUUGAAGUUAUUCACGGAUUUAGUAAAAAAAUUAUCAAGGAGAGAAAAGAAUACCACGAAAAAACUAAAGGUCACUACUUAAAUCAGUUGGAGUCAGAUCAGUCGGAUGACAAAAAAGAAGACGAAGAAUAUUUCGGAUAUCGCAAAAAGCGUUUAGCAAUGUUGGACCUCUUAAUAGCAAAACAGAAAGAUGGAAAUCAAAUAGAUGAUGCUGGUAUACGGGAAGAAGUUGAUACAUUUAUAUUCGAAGGUCAUGAUACGUCGGCGAUGGCUAUGUGUUUCGCAAUUUUACUGAUUGCCGAGCACAACGAUGUGCAAGAUCGCAUACGCGCCGAAGUGAAAGAAGUGCUGGAAAAAUCAGAAGGAAAAAUGGGCGUACCGGAAAUCCAGCAAUUAAACUAUCUCGAACUUUGUAUCAAAGAGAGUCUUCGUCUUUAUCCAAGUGUCCCAUUCAUUUCGAGAGGUGUUACAAAAGAUUUGCAUCUAAAAAAUUAUAUCGUGCCUAAAGGUACUUUGAUACAGAUAAACAUCUUCUCGCUGCACAGAGAUCCGAAUUUCUGGCCAGAUCCGGAAAAAUUCGAUCCGGACAGAUUCUUGCCGGAUAGAUUUCAAGGUCGUCAUCCAUAUUCAUACAUUCCCUUUAGUGCUGGGCCCAGAAAUUGCAUAGGUCAAAAGUUUGCGAUGAUGGAAUUGAAGGCCUUCAUCGCUCAUCUGAUCAGCGAAUUUUACCUAGAACCCAUAGACUUGGCCCACGAAGUGCUGAUUACACCAGACCUCGUUUUGCGUCCUGCUCGCCCGGUCAAAGUCAAAAUUGUGCCCGUUAACAAAUAAGCAACGAAAAAAAAAUUCCAAGUUUUCUUGAACUACAUUUCCUAAUCUUCGGCGUAUUUUUUGUCAGUAAACCACCUAAGGAGCAAGAAUCCUCUCUUGAACGUAGCUGAUCGCAUAUCUGACGUCUUUUUACCCUUCAUGGCGUUGCGAAUAAAGUCCAAGUGAGAGGAGACUCUGGCGUACACUGCUGGCUCAACAUCCUCGCGACAACCUUUAGGACUGCUGUUCGCCACUCCAAUUACCGUAGUCUCAUUGUACACCAAUGGGCUACCGCUGUCACCCUGUCAACGAAUUUGAUAACAGAAAAUAUAGUGUCGAAUGUUGUCUUAUAAAAAUAUAUCUUUAGUCAUAUUGA